This is a messenger RNA of Trichoderma virens Gv29-8, 1017 nucleotides long. RefSeq lists its product as uncharacterized. The transcript is spliced from 5 exons. The record is from RefSeq and is a predicted model, not a curated record. NCBI's taxonomy places the organism in Eukaryota, Fungi, Ascomycota, Sordariomycetes, Hypocreales, Hypocreaceae. Bases 1 to 1017 code for a protein of 338 amino acids.
AUGGGCAUCAUGGAGAGGCUGGCAGCUUCGUCAGCCGCCCAAUGCGGCCCCGAGGCACACAAUUCUGCUGCUCGCUUGGGGGCCUCAGCCGUUCCGGACCCCGUCGCGGCAAAAUUGCCCCGGUCUAUUGAUUAUCUGCGUCCUGCUGCUUGCUUGAUAUCGGGUUGCUGGGUAGGGGAGGAGGGGAGGAAGGGAGACAAGGAAAGGCCUUCUGGUGAUGGCUUCUGGAUGAUUCACUUACAGCAAGCAGCUCUACGGUCCCGUCAUCGGCGACCCCUCUUCUGGCUGUCUGCCCGCCUUUUCUGGCGAUCCAACCCUCUAGCUCUGCACGUUAUCCUGCUCUCCAUUUAUCUGCUCGUUCUUCCUGCUCCCUAUGGCCCUAGCGCUUAUUAUCUAUGUAGGGUCUGUGUCGGACUGCAUUUCUACAACAGACGCUCGCUGCAUGCACAUGCUCACAUGGGCAUUGCAGCAUUGGCAGCACUGCAGGAUGCAGAGUUGUGCUCUAGACAGUAUUGGCACACGCAGAGUACAGGUAGGAACUGCCCGGGUAGUAGUAGCAUCGAUCAAGCGCCUGUCAACCCCGUACCCGAAGCAGAAUCAAUAGCACAGCCUUGUGCAGGUACUCUGUACAUGUACGAACCAGUACAGUAUCUGCUCGCACGCACAUAUAAGGGUCGAGGCACCUCUCGCCAAAUUCUCCAGGUCAAUGGAACCAGCUGCAUUAGCCCGCUAUUAGCCCGCCCAACAGGUCUUCAGUUAGCCCGCCUGGCAGCAACAGGCCCUACAAGUACAGGUCUGGUAGCAUUCGCACUCCCAGCACAGGGGCCACUGAACUUUGCGGCCGCCCACGAACCCUGCCAGAGCUGCCAAGCUCGUGGCUGCGCGAACGGAAAAGGGAGCGCCGCGGUACCGACAACCGAGCCUGGAGUACCUGUACGCGACGCCGUAUUGUCGAGUACCAGCUGGGGACUCAGCAGACUUGGCGCUGGCACCAGUCGCAGCCCUACCUACCGCUAG